AUGGUACGACAAAUUGAUCGACAGAAUAACGAUUCAUCCAAGCCAAGUAUGAACAAUAAUAACAAAGAAUACGGUAUUAAAGCCACGGAAUUCAAAGAAAUACUCAUCAUGACCCCAGAAAUAAAAUUAGAAAAUCCCGACCAAAAAAUGUACAGGAUCAACGGAGAAAAAUCACCUUGGGUGGUAAAAAACAUGAGUGGCAUGGAAUUUCCUUUAAUAACGAACGAAAUUGAUCGGAAAACACUAGGAACAAGUAUUUCGCAAGACACGUGUUUAACUGUAGUUAGCGAUGAUAUUGAUUUCAGUCGCUCUGACAUUUCAACAUCGAACCAUCAAAUCAAUAUAAAUGAGAAAAUUUCCCAAUUCCUAAAAUGGGAUGAUUCAAUUGCCGAACAAAAAAAUGAAUAUUACGAUAUUUUACUAAAUAAAUACCAGUCGAAAUCUCGCUUGCCGAGUGGUCUCGACGAACACAUUAAUCAUGACUCAAGAGACAUAAAUGAUAAUAUACCGUGGUCAAACUCGAACCAUGUCUAUUGGGACGAAGACGUGAAAUAUUACAGAUACCCAAUGGAAUCAUCGUUAAGUACGAUAGACAUACGUUCUGAUCAUUCUAAAAUCAAUGAUAUUCCGAGGAUACAGAGUCAGCCCUAUUUACUGGAUAAUUACAUUACAGACACCAAUCCUAGCUUCAAAAAACAGAAAAAUAUGUUGGAUACAUUUUGGAAGGAAAUAGGUGAAUUUGAAAAUUCUUUCGGGCAUUCUAACAUGAAAAAAAGUUCUAAAAAAAAUAUAGACAACCCAGACUAUACCAAAUAUAAUUCAAACAAAUUUACAAAUACUAUUGGAAAACAAACAAAUAUUAAUCAAGGAAGGAAAUGUUUGAAAUAUAACAAGGAAGAUUCAAGUCAAAAUCAAUUUAAAAACGAUCAUACUUUCAAGACUUUAAACCUUGAACCCCAUCUUAAUACUGAAAACCUGGUGACUUCAAAAUGUCAGAUUUGCGAUAGUCCAGGUUCAAUUUCUAAACGGCAAAGUAUAGGGGAUUUGAUACCAUCAACUGAAAAUAAAAUAUUAGCCAAGCGUGUCAAUCAAAUCACACUUCUAACGGAUAAUCACACGCAGACCGAGAAAAUGCACAAUUAUUUCGAAAAAUCUAAAAAUGACAGGAAAAAGUUUUGUGAAGAAUGUGGUAAUUAUUGUCACUCCGAGAAGAAGAAAUUACAGACCGAUAGAACCGAAAAUUCUUUAUUAGUUAAGCGAAAUAAAAAGUUACGUGAUUUAUUGGGCUUGAAACCGGAAGAGAAAAACGUAUUGGUUAUGUUAAAACUAUAGCUGGGAUAUAUAAGAUUGUCAAAUAAAUUUAAUGCAUCUAUACAUGUAGUGUCCGUUGUAUGAUACUUUUUGAUUUUAUUUUUAAACAUAUUUUUACGAUCUACCACAUUUGUGUAUAUUUGCGUA
This is a messenger RNA of Myzus persicae (green peach aphid), 1458 nucleotides long. RefSeq lists its product as uncharacterized. The coding region runs from base 1 to 1332 and encodes 443 amino acids. NCBI's taxonomy places the organism in Eukaryota, Metazoa, Arthropoda, Insecta, Hemiptera, Aphididae. The transcript is spliced from 5 exons. The record is from RefSeq and is a predicted model, not a curated record.